Molecule: messenger RNA, 798 nt
Organism: Acanthosepion pharaonis
Lineage: Eukaryota; Metazoa; Mollusca; Cephalopoda; Sepiida; Sepiidae
Source: the annotation of a GenBank genome assembly
AUGUCUAUUUUGUGGUAUCUAUCUAUCUAUCUAUCUAUCUAUCUAUCUAUCUAUCUAUCUAUCACAGUUGAAAUGAAAAGCACUGGAAAGCGACGUCAUCUAUCUAUCUAUCUAUCUAUCUAUCUAUCUAUCUAUCUAUCUAUCUAUCUAUCUAUCUAUCUAUCUAUAACUCUUUUCAAUCCUAUCUAUCUGUCUCUCUGUCUAUCUAUUAUCUAUCUAUCUGUCCGUCUAUCUAUCUAUCUAUCUAUCUAUCUAUCUAUCUAUCUAUCUAUCUAUCUCAAUCCGUUUCUAUCUACCUGUCUUUCUAUGUAUCUGUCUACAUUAAUCCGUUUUAAUCUAUCUAUCUAUCUAUCUAUCUAUCUAUCUAUCUAUCUAUCUGUCCGUUUCUAUAUAUUUCUGUUCACAUGUAUGUAUGUAUGUAUCUAUAUCAAUACGUUUCUAUCUAUCUGUUUCUGUUCACAUCUAUCGAUCUAUCUAUCUAUCUCAGCCCGUUUCUAUAUAUUUCUGUUCAUAUCUAUCUAUCUAUCUAUCUAUCUAUCUAUCUAUCUAUCUAUCUAUCUAUCUCAAUCCGUUUCCAUCUAUCUAUUUCUGUUCACAUCUAUCUAUCUAUCUCAGCCCGUUUCUAUAUAUUUCUGUUCAUAUCUAUGUAUGUAUGUAUGCAUCUAUCUAUCUAUCUAUCUAUCUAUCUAUCUAUCUAUCUAUCUAUCUAUCUAUCUAUCUAUCUCAAUCCAUUUCCAUCUAUCUAUUUCUGUUCACAUCUAUCUAUCUAUCUAUCUAUCUAUCUAUCUAGUUAGCUAG